Molecule: messenger RNA, 4800 nt
Organism: Theobroma cacao (cacao)
Lineage: Eukaryota; Viridiplantae; Streptophyta; Magnoliopsida; Malvales; Malvaceae
Source: RefSeq, a predicted model, not a curated record
AAAAAGGACAUGCUAAUCCAUGUUCAAAAUCACAACUUGAAAGUCAGCUGGUCCAAUCUUAUAUUUACAUUUUAAGUGCUGUGGCCUACACGCUUAUAUUUGGUUGCUAAUGGCAACUUCGAAUCACCUUCCCAAGUCAAAUGCAUGGCUGUUUCUAUAUUCUCCAGUGAACCAUCGUAAUCUUAGUUGGAGUGCUGGGUUCGUUCCACUAUUCCAUGUUCAGAUGAUAAGUACAGAGCCAGAACAAAGACUUGGAAAUUGAAUGUUUACGGCAUGGAAAUAUUUGCCUUUCUCCCAGCUAUAAGAGAGUUCAUCUAAACUUCCAAACCAAGCCCAACUUACAUUACUCGAAAUUCGUAGCAGCUAUAAGCAUGUCAAAUCACCGUAAUCCCUGUCUUGUUCUCUUCCAUGCUGUUUUGCUUUCUCUACUUCCAUUGAAGAUCACGUGUUCAGCAAGAACGCAAGCAGAAGCACUCGUCCAAUGGAAGAACAGCUUGUCUUUUUCGCCACCUUCUCUCAACUCUUGGUCCUUGUCCAAUCUCAACAACCUCUGCAACUGGACUUCCAUUACCUGCGAUGGCACUGGAACAGUCUCCGAAAUCAACCUCUCCAAUGCAAACAUGUCUGGUUCCAUCGCCCAACUCAACUUCACUCCAUUUGCCAAUCUCACGCGCCUUGACCUCAUCAAUAGCGGUAUGGAAGGGCCAAUACCGUCCGCAAUUGGUACUCUGUCCAAACUCCUCGUCUUGGACUUGAGCAACAAUUCUUUUGAAGGAAACAUACCAUCGGAGAUAGGUCGUCUAACGGAGCUUCAAUAUCUGAGUCUAUUCAACAACAAUCUCAACGGUACCAUCCCUUCUCAAGUUAGCAAUCUCCAAAAACUAAGGUACCUCGACCUUGGAUUCAACUAUUUUGUUUCUAUUGACUGGUCGGAUUUCUCGGUCAUGCCUUUGUUGACACAUCUAAGCUUAGAUUACAAUGAAUUUGAUCGAUUGGAAUUCCCUCAAUUUAUACUCAACUACCGUAAUCUUACAUCCCUAGACUUGUCACUGAAUAAGUUGACUGGUCCAAUACCGGAAUCAUUGUACACCAAUCUGAGCAAGCUUGAGUAUCUUAAUCUCACUAGCAAUGUCUUUGAGGGACCAUUGUCAUCGAACAUUUCCAAGCUUUCCCAACUCAUAGAUCUCCGACUAGGAACCAAUCAGUUAACCGGUUCAAUUCCUGAGAGUAUAGGAACCAUGUCUAAUCUUGAAACUGUUGAGUUGUUUGAAAAUUCGUUUGAAGGGAAAAUUCCAUCUUCUUUUAGCCAACUAAGAAAGCUCAAGAAACUUGAUCUCCACUCGAGUGGCUUAAAUUCUACAAUCCCAUCCGAGCUUGGUUCCUGUACUAAUCUGACCUUUUUGGCUUUAGCUGGGAAUCAAAUGAGUGGGAAGUUGCCUAUGUCCUUGUCAAAACUCACAAAAAUAAUUGAGUUGGGUUUAUCUGAUAAUUCUUUUGACGGUGAGAUCCCGCCAUCUCUCAUUUCUAAUUGGACCAACUUGAUCUCUUUGCAACUUCAAAACAAUUUAUUCACGGGAAGGAUUCCACCAGAAAUAGGCCUAUUGACAAAGCUCCACCUCCUCUUUCUCUAUGGUAAUAAACUCUCUGGCUCAAUUCCUUCAGAGAUUGGAAACUUGAAGUCCAUGAUUACUCUCGACCUUUCAGGAAAUCAGCUUUCGGGUCCAAUUCCUCGUACUGUAUGGAGUCUUUCAAACCUUGCACGUUUACAACUUUUCUAUAAUGAGCUUAGUGGCACAAUUCCACCAGAGGUUGGAAACAUGACCUCUUUGGAGUCUCUUGAUCUCAACACAAAUCUCUUGCAUGGGGAAUUACCAGACUCAAUUUCUAGCCUCACUAACCUGAAAUCCAUCUCCCUGUUCACCAAUAGCUUCUCAGGUAGCAUUCCUCGGGAUUUUGGAAAAUAUAGCCCUCAUUUGGUUUAUGUUAGCUUUUCGAACAAUAGUUUCUCUGGAGAAUUGCCCCCUGAAUUAUGCAGUGGCUUUAAUCUUCAAAAUCUCACGGUAAAUGGGAACAACUUCACUGGGUCAUUGCCAGCUUGCUUGAGGAGCUGUAGACAGCUAUUAAGAGUCCGGUUUGAUGGGAAUCAAUUUACGGGUAACAUCACCAAUGCAUUUGGGGUUCAUCCUUCUCUUGACUUUAUUACUCUUAGUGACAAUCAAUUUACUGGUGAAAUCUCUCCAAAUUGGGGAGAGUGCCAAAAUCUCACCAAUCUAGAAAUGGACAACAACAAAAUUUCAGCUGAAAUCCCUACUGAGCUUGGGAAGUUGAGUCGGUUGGGUGUCCUAAACUUGGCGGCCAAUGAGUUGACAGGGGAUAUUCCUUUCGAAUUGCGAAAUUUGAGCAUGUUGUUCAACCUCAAUUUGAGCCAGAAUCAUCUCAUAGGUGAGAUCCCUUAUAUUGUUGGCAACUUAGAAAGGUUAGAGUACCUUGAUUUGUCGAGGAACAAAUUGACAGGAGUAAUACCACAAGAUCUUGAGAAGUGUGAAAAAUUACUGAGCUUGAACUUGAGUCAUAACAAUUUAUCUGGUGAAAUUCCACGUGAGCUAGGUAGCUUGUCGGGUUUGCAGUACUUAUUAGAUCUUAGUAGCAAUUCACUCUCAGGCACAAUCCCUCGAGACCUAGGGAAGCUUGCGUCAUUGGAGAUUCUUAAUGUUUCACAUAACCAUCUCUCAGGAAGAAUCCCAACUUUGUCCAACAUGAUUAGUCUUCGUUCAUUUGAUUUUUCCUACAAUGAGUUAACUGGCCCUAUCCCAAAUGAUAGAGUAUUCCAAAAUGCUUCUGGAAAUGCUUUUGUUGGAAACUCAGGUUUGUGCGGAGAUGUUGAAGGAUUGACUUCUUGCACUUUUAAUCUUCCAAAGAGCAAGUCCAAUAACAAGAAGAUUCUUAUUGCUAUCAUUGUUCCUAUCUGUGGCAUAUUAAUUCUAGCCACUAUUGCUGCUGGAGUGUUAAAAUAUCACCAGCAAAGCAAAUUGCUUGAUGAGGAGACUAAAGGUAGUAAAAGGACUGAUGUUUUUGAGUCAACCAUUUGGGAAAGAGAAGGAAAAUUUACAUUUGGUGACAUUGCCAAAGCCACAGAAUGCUUUAAUGACAAGUACUGCAUUGGAAGAGGAGGAUUUGGGACCGUUUACAGAGCGGUGUUGCCCACAGGUCAAGUAGUUGCAGUUAAAAAACUCAAUUUGUCAGAUUCUAGUGACAUUCAAGCAACAAAUCGCAAGAGUUUUGAGAAUGAGAUUCAAAUGUUGACAGAAAUUAGGCAUCGAAAUAUCAUAAAGUUGUACGGGUAUUGUUCUAGAGAAGGGUGCAUGUACUUGGUCUAUGAAUAUGUGGAAAGAGGUAGUUUGGGAAAUGUAUUGUAUGGAGCACAAAGGGGAGUGGGGCUAGGAUGGGCUACAAGGGUGAGAAUUGUGCAAGGAUUGGCUCAUGCAAUUUCUUACUUGCAUCAUGAUUGCUCUCCACCUAUUAUACACCGAGACAUAUCUUUGAAUAACGUUCUUCUUGAGGAAGAAUUUGAGCCAAGACUCUCGGAUUUUGGCACUGCAAGGUUGUUGAAUCCGGAUUCAUUGAACUGGACCACGGUUGCGGGGUCUUAUGGGUAUAUGGCACCAGAGCUUGCACUCACAAUGCAGAUCACAGCUAAAUGUGAUGUUUACAGCUUUGGAGUAGUGGCAUUAGAGAUUAUGAUGGGAAAACACCCAGGCGAGCUCUUGAAUUCCUUGUCAUCGGUGACGUUGUUAUCCAACAAUAAAGAAUUGCUUUUGAAGGAUCUGUUAGACCAACGGCUUCCACCUCCUAUGGACCAAAUAGCAGAGGAGGUUGUAUUUGUUGUCACCAUGGGCCUAGCAUGCACACGCUCCAAACCGGAGGCACGACCGACCAUGCGUUUUGUGGCACAAGAAUUAUCAGCAAGAACGCAGGCAUGCUUGGUCGAGCCACUGGGAACAAUAACCAUUAGCAAGCUAACUAGCUUUCAGAAAUAGAACAAAAUUGAAAUGAUAGGUAGGUUUUAACCUGGAGAGGUAAAGAAUAAGUUUUUAUUACAUUUUUGUUACAUAGAAAGCAAAUGUGCUUAUGCCUUGUAUCAUAUUUUCAUUGUCUUACAGAGUGUUAGUAUUGCAGCCCACAUAACCGAUAAGAAGAUCGGAUUUCAAAUGAUCAAAAGGUAAUUGGUUGUAGAACAAUCCGGACCGAGGAUCAAUGUUCUCUAACUAUACAUUUUCAACAUACUUCAUCUACCAAUAACGAAAUUGCAAAAGCAAUAUUCAACAUUUUUGUACAUAACCCCCUUUCUUUUUCUAUUGUGGAAACUUUCGUCCUUGUAGCUUUCUUCGUGGAAUACAUACUAAAGAAUAGAUGGUGAUUGGUGGGGUAAGAGUCAGUAUCACCUUUAUUAUUAUUAUUUUAUUUCUGUAGUAUGAAAUUGACUUUUGACUGAAUGGGAACAUUGGUUCCUACAAUAUAUCGUCCACUUGCCUUCUGGGUGUGCUAUGCCUAUGAUUGACCAACCAAAAUGACGAUACCAGGAAGGUGCAAACAUCUUUGUUAAAGCAACUAUUUAUGGGGAUGGGGGCCAAAGGAAGAGAAUUUCAUCCAUCAAUGCCUAAACUAAAACCCAGUCAGGCUCAUCAAUGCCUGGUUUCAUCAUUUUGAUAUGAAAUAAUUAAUCUAAUAGCUAAGAAACGUAAUAUGAAAAAUUUAUUAAUGAUCAGUUGUCAGAGGAAGGGGAGCUUCUUGCCUAGCCUA